CACUCCAGACAACUGCCGCUAAAUUUGCCCAUGAAGGCCGGGAUUGCGUAGAAGUGGAGGUGAAGACCUCUGUUGAAAUCUAACGUAGGCACGGCCAUUUUGUUACCUUGAUCUUUCUUCCUCGCUAUAUACCCUUGUUGGGACAAUCAGCCAGGCCCAACAGUGAAGAUGGACCACCUACCCGAGCUGGGUACCGCCAUCCAAAACGUGGUCAUACCAACCUUCAAGCUCUAUGACCCUCUACUACAAAAGAACGCCGGCCACAUUAAGGCUACACCAAAGUCUACUCAUCAGUAUGGGCAGCACGAACGACAGGUCUUGGAUGUCUACUCGCCGUCCAAACCCAGCAUCAUCGACGGGCGGCGACCAGUGCUCAUGUUCGAAUACGGUGGUGGUCUGGUCAACGGAUCCAGAACAUUAUCCAUGUUUGGCAACGAACUCGUCUACGCUAAUGUUGGGGCCUUUUUUGCCUCAAAGUUCGGCUAUACCGUUGUGAUAAUCGACUACCGCUUGAUGUCGCAUGGCGCAAAGUUCCCUUCUGGUGGUCAGGACGUCGCCUUAGCCGCGGAAUGGAUUGUGAAGAACAAAGAUCAAGUCUCCGACAGUUGUCCCAUUGAUCUUUUCCUCAUGGGCAAUUCAGCUGGUGGGAUUCAUUUGUCUACCUUCCUACUUCACUCCGACUUUUCAAAGACCCGACACCAAGUCCUCACAGGCAGCGAUGUCAGGCUCAGAGGUGCAAUACUCCUAGCAGUGCCAUUCGACUUCGAGACUGCAACUUCGGACCGUACGGAAACAUUAGAGAUGUACUUCGGCGACUACCAAGCAAACAGCCCUCUUGGCCUCCUGAAAGCCGCCAAGCAGUCAGCGCCUUUUGACUUUGUGAAAGCGGGAGUGAGAUUGCUUGUCCUAGACGCAGACCUUGACCCGGAGGACGAGAUACUUAAGCCUCGGGACAGAUUCGUGAAGGAGUGGUUAGGGUUGACUGACAGUGCAGGUCGAGGCGCCCUAGCUGUUGACUGGAUUCUUGGACACAAUCACAUCAGCCCUGUCGCAGCUUUGAGCACGGGCAUUGAUAAGGAAGAAGCUUGGGGCUGUCAAGUUGCGGCUUUUUGCGACGGGAUUCGCAAGUUUGCGCCGCGGUAGCUAACAAGCGGUCAGAUUUCGCGACUUAGAGUAUGCCGCAGUUUCCAAAACGGUGAGCAGUCCAAUCUAAUCCCGUACAACCCGCGCAUCGAUCAUCGACCGCAACCGUGGC
This is a messenger RNA of Baudoinia panamericana UAMH 10762, 1255 nucleotides long. RefSeq lists its product as uncharacterized. The coding region runs from base 169 to 1143 and encodes 324 amino acids. The record is from RefSeq and is a predicted model, not a curated record. The transcript has a single exon. Lineage: Eukaryota; Fungi; Ascomycota; Dothideomycetes; Mycosphaerellales; Teratosphaeriaceae.